CCCCACCUUUUGGAACCCUACCUCUCCCUGCCCCGGGAAACCUCCCUCAUUGUUCUCAGCUCCAUCCUCGGCGCAUCGACAAACUGGCUGCACUCCUACCUCAAAACCCCCAGCGUCGAAGGCGAGCCAGAAGUCGCGGUAUUGCUGGCGUCCUUCCUCCGAGACUACCCCUUCUUCCAGCAGACCCUCUCCAAGCUCUCGCUCGACCUCGACUCCGAAGCCCGAAAGGGCAGGUUCGCGUUUGUGGAUGGGUUGACGGGCUUGUUUCUCCCGUCCCAGCGGUCCGGGGGGAGGUUGCAGGACGGGGAUGAUCUCCGGGCGGUUCAGAGACAGAUCGGAGAUGCCCUGGCGGGGUUGGAUGCGGGGAGGAAGAGGAGGGUGGUGCUGGUGCUGGACCAGCCGGAUUUCUUGGUUGCGAGUACUAGUGCUGGCGGUGGGGAAGGGGCUGGGAUCGCGGUGAGGGAUGUCAUCUUGGAUCUGAGAGAGAAGGUCCACAGCUGCGUCGUUACCGUGUCAGCCGACGACCCUCUCGUUCACCCUCCUGUCGCUCCCACACCCCUCGAGACGAACCACUCCUGGUUUGUGCUGUCACUGCUUCACGAGGCGGACAUGCUGUGCGCCCUGAGGCUGCUGGACACUGGCACAGCAAAGGAUGUCAGUGGGGUGGUGAGGAUCACCAGUUCGAGGGAUGGCGAGACGGAGGACAGAGAGUAUCUUUACAAGGUUGGGGGGCAUGGCGGUGCCAAGGUCUUCGAGAGGGGGCAGUAG
Messenger RNA from Podospora anserina S mat+, 768 nucleotides. RefSeq lists its product as uncharacterized. The transcript has 3 exons. The record is from RefSeq and is a predicted model, not a curated record. Gene Ontology annotation, cellular component: elongator holoenzyme complex. The annotation marks the transcript as partial. Lineage: Eukaryota; Fungi; Ascomycota; Sordariomycetes; Sordariales; Podosporaceae. Gene Ontology annotation, biological process: tRNA wobble uridine modification.